Coffea arabica (coffee) is the source of this 948-nucleotide messenger RNA. Lineage: Eukaryota; Viridiplantae; Streptophyta; Magnoliopsida; Gentianales; Rubiaceae. The record is from RefSeq and is a predicted model, not a curated record.
UUUUGCUAGGACGUGUAAGCGAGCACCCCCACCCAUUUGCUUUCUAGUUUCUAUCUACUAGUACUAGUAGUUGCUUCUUUAUUACUAUAUUCCCAUUGCUUCCCACGUAGUAAAGGCUUCAUGUAAAUGUUAUCCCCAACACUCGAUUGGCAAUUGGCAUCACACACACACACAAGAAUAAUUUUUUCCAUUUUUAUAUGAAAAGAGAACGUCCAAGUAGCAGUGCUAGCAUGACCCUCCAGAAUUCUUAUGAUUCUGCUCGAGAUGCCACCGUCUCAGUUGAUGUGCUACUCCUGCAGGAGUUCAAGAAAGCUAAUCACGAGACCGCAUCCUGCGAUGAACAAAUCAAGUCGGUCAAGCCACGUUGUGGAACUAAUGGUGAGUUUAAACGUCAUCAGCCACGGCUAACGUCAAAAAACACUACUGUCAAAGACGCAAAACAUCAACCCAAAGAUGAUGGAGCAGCAAAAUUACAGCCGUCUGCAGCUGUUCUAACUCCAUUAGUUGAAAACUUGAGGACGACAAACGAAGCUGAGGUGUCGACCGUGGUUACCGGCCGGGAAAGACUGAAGAGACAUCGGAUUGAAGUUGCGGGUCGAGUUUGGAUUCCGGAUAUAUGGGGUCAAGAGGAGCUACUAAAGGAUUGGAUUGACUGCAGUGCCUUUGAUGCUUCCGUAAUGAAUAGUAGUAUAAUGUCGGCUCGGGCUGCAUUGGUUGAAGAAGGAAGAAGAGCCAAUUCAAGCAGAAUAAGAAUAGAGAACCGUUGUUAGUUUUUACUAUUAAUUUCAACAGAUGAGUUCUAUUUUGACCCUUUUUUUUUUUUUUUUUAUCUUCAUAUCAUGGCAACAAUCCUCUGCAUAUGUGAAUUAAUUCUCAAUUAGUAGAUUGCGUAGCUCUAUGAUAUCAGUUGCAACCCAUUGAAUUGAUGAUUAUCCAGCAUGAUUUAGG